AUGCAGAUCUUCAAAGAUGAAAGUACCUUGAACUACCAUCUCCACAUAUUGGCAUUGCUGGGCAAGAAGAGGAGUGAGAAGGCAAGGAAGUUCUUCUAGAUCUUUAGCAUGCUUUUGGCAAAAGUGCUUCAUAUUACUGAUGAUUGGAACCAAUGGAAAAGUUCAUCUAUUAAGCAUGAUAUGCAUAGUGUCAUUCCUGAAAUUUUACAUCCCAUUAAAUUUGUGUCACCUCUUUGUUGCCAUGUGUCUUUAUAGGGAUCAUGUUAUCACUUCAGAGACUUUGAUAAAAAGCUUUAGACAAUUUUUAGCUACAAAAGAUAGAGAGGCAUUGGAAAAGUGCCUUAGUGAUGAUUUUAACCCUAAUGAUGAAGAUGUCUUGGACUUACUUACAUCAUUAAAGUGGUUUAAAGCACCAAGUAAGAACAUUGAAGCCAUAAUCAUAAACUUACCCAUCAGGAACUUGUCCAGAAGCCAAGAGAUGGAAUCAACUGCUGGAGUCCAAUUCUCAUGGUAUUAUGCUUUGAAGAAAACUUUCAGUCCAUCAAGAAACUCAACAUCUUUUACCAAAGUAAGUAGCUAA
This is a messenger RNA of Pocillopora meandrina, 580 nucleotides long. The record is from the annotation of a GenBank genome assembly. Lineage: Eukaryota; Metazoa; Cnidaria; Anthozoa; Scleractinia; Pocilloporidae.